Messenger RNA from Aspergillus heteromorphus CBS 117.55, 1370 nucleotides. RefSeq lists its product as uncharacterized. NCBI's taxonomy places the organism in Eukaryota, Fungi, Ascomycota, Eurotiomycetes, Eurotiales, Aspergillaceae. The coding region runs from base 425 to 955 and encodes 176 amino acids. The transcript has a single exon. The record is from RefSeq and is a predicted model, not a curated record.
GUAUUUUUGAUUUUUGCGCAGCUGCCCCCUUGGGCCAACUUUACCCUCUCUUGUUGUUCUCUCUCUCUCUCUCUCUCUCGUUCCUUCCUUCUUUACGUCUCGCCGUGUCGUUCCCCCCAUCCGAGUUCGCAGCUGCGUGUAUGCGUAUUUCCGUUACUCCGUACGGGGAUACGACUUACCACCUUACCGAUCUACAUUACUCCGUCGGUACGAUGCUUUUACUUAUGUUCAAGUAGCAGCAAGUGCUGCUAGACACUACAAAGUCUCCAAUUACUAGGUAACUCAAUGCUCUCAGCGACAGGACAUCCUGAUGGUUAAGGCCCUCUAGGAUCGGUCUGCCAUCGGAGGUCUCUGACGAUCUUUCGUGAUCGGCGUCGAUGACCAGCCCGGAUGGUAUGCAGAGAUUCGGGGAAGAAGGAAGGAAAUGGCAAUGGAUGUCGUGCAGCGGUCAGGUGGUGGCCCCGGAGGUACUCGAUCAGGCCAUCAACAGCUCAAAGCACCUUCCACCUUUAUCUGGACCUCAUCCGGAUACUCUGGGAGCUUUACUCCUUCUAAUGGCCUGUCAUUGACCCCAGCCCUCCAGAUCCCGACCGAGUCGGCUUUCCCCAAACCAUCAUGGUCCAAAGAGCCCGUGAGCAGAGCAGUCGAUAAGGGCAAUCCAACCGAGCCUUGCGGGACCGGGUGCAGUAUAGCAGUAUGGUGGGAGCAGCAGCAGCAGCAGCAGCAGCAGCAGCAGCAAUCAGUUGGAUUUUGUGAGAAGGCUAACGCAAGAGGCAGACGAGGCGAGACGAGGCGAGACAGAACGACAGCAUCGAACUGGAAGGUAACACAGACUGCAUCCACCAAGGCAACCACCCGACAUCGACACCUGAGGCAUCAACGGGAAGAACCGGCCACCGGCCUGCGGCCUCCGAUCCCCCCCGGCAGCCCGGUCGGCCCCCAUCCCAUGGCAUAGCGCUGCAGGAAGCAGGAAGCAAGCAGGAGGGGGAGGGGGAGGAGGAGGGAUGCCUUUCCGAUGGAAGACCGCAACUCAUAGCACUAUCUACUGUGCUGUGUAACCUGCGGGUUUGGGGGUUUGAUAAUUGAAGGCUUUAUAGCCCAGCAGGCAAGAUCUCGAACCCCCCACGGCAUUUCCCGCGAAUGGGGAGCUGCGGAGAACAGCUUCCAACCAUGACGUCUGCCUCAAUCACUUCCCCGCCAUCGCCAUCGCCGUCCGCAACCAAUUGGCCAUUCAGCCAGCAGAAGGGAAUGCAUGCCCACAGGAGUCCAGAAGUACAAACAAAGUACGGCCGUCCCGUUUUCACUUUCGGCCGGGAGUGAGAUUGAGUGAGACAGACUACUGGCCCACUGGCCUGACCCUGGCCUGGAGG